Myripristis murdjan (pinecone soldierfish) is the source of this 3772-nucleotide messenger RNA. It is a transcript of the gene ywhag2, whose product is annotated as 3-monooxygenase/tryptophan 5-monooxygenase activation protein, gamma polypeptide 2. The record is from RefSeq and is a predicted model, not a curated record. The coding region runs from base 161 to 904 and encodes 247 amino acids. Lineage: Eukaryota; Metazoa; Chordata; Actinopteri; Holocentriformes; Holocentridae. The transcript has 2 exons.
GGGGGAGAGAGGGUGUCCCGUCUGCACGGAGCACAGACAGCAGGGAACAGCUGCAGCACUAGGUUCGCGUAGGAUUUCACUGCAUUGCGAUUAUAAUAUCCAUCAUUUCAUCCCUAAAUCAAGUACAACGGUUAAGAGAAACAACCAAACCUAGUGAAAAAUGGUUGAUCGCGAGCAGCUGGUGCAGAAAGCCAGGCUGGCUGAACAGGCUGAACGAUAUGAUGAUAUGGCAGCUGCAAUGAAAUCGGUAACAGAGCUGAAUGAGGCCCUGUCCAAUGAAGAGAGGAACCUCUUGUCCGUGGCCUAUAAGAAUGUGGUGGGGGCCCGACGCUCUUCCUGGAGGGUUAUCUCCAGCAUUGAGCAGAAGACCUCGGCUGACGGCAAUGAGAAGAAGAUUGAGAUGGUGAGGGCCUACCGGGAGAAGAUUGAGAAGGAGCUGGAGGCCGUGUGCCAGGAUGUGCUCAACCUUCUGGACAACUUCCUGAUCAAGAACUGCAGCGAGACGCAGCACGAGAGCAAGGUGUUCUACCUGAAGAUGAAGGGCGACUACUACCGGUACCUGGCCGAGGUGGCCACGGGAGAGAAGCGAGCCACGGUGGUGGAGUCGUCGGAGAAGGCCUACAACGAGGCUCACGAGAUCAGCAAGGAGCACAUGCAGCCCACCCACCCCAUCCGCCUGGGCUUGGCUCUCAACUACUCUGUGUUUUACUACGAGAUCCAGAAUGCCCCAGAGCAGGCCUGUCAUCUGGCCAAGACCGCCUUCGAUGACGCCAUCGCCGAGCUCGACACCCUCAACGAGGACUCCUACAAAGACUCCACUCUCAUCAUGCAGCUGCUCCGAGACAACUUGACACUGUGGACAAGUGACCAGCAGGAUGACGAGGGAGGGGAGGGCAACAAUUAAAGAGAAACCACACUUCGAAAAAAAAAAAAAUAUGAAGGGCCGGUGGACUUUGGCAGCCGCUUUUGCCGAUGAUACUACCGCAGCAGCAGUUCUUUAUUUUUCCAUGUGUUAAAAGAAAAGAAUCAAAAGAGAGGUGAGAGUGGAGGUUAAAUCUUAGUUUAAAUAUAUAUAGAAAUAUAUAUACAGUUGAAAGGGCCUCCGUCUUCUUGAUUUUCUCUUUGACAUUUGCCAAAACCACUGAUAUGUCAGUCAAUCAGCCUGAAGUGGUCGUUGUUGGAUUGAAAUGGCAGCCUCACACUGGCAUAGGAACUGAUCUUGUUCUAUCAAGAUAAGCUGCUUAGUUAGGUUUUUGCGUGAUAGAGAUGCAUUUGAGACACUUGAGAGAGAAAAUGCUUGAAUGGGAAUGCCUCACAAAAAUAGUUUGCAUUGGUUCCAGUACUAGUCUAUAUCAGAGAGGGCCCUGAAAGCCACUGAAAUUAAUCUUAUGAUUACCAAACUAGAAAAGAGGUUUUUGAAUUGGACGAAUUUCCCAGCUUAUUUCAAAUUGUAGUAAAUUAUAAUAAUGCGGAAUGGUCACAAAAAAAAAAAAAAAAAACGAAUUGCUUAUUUCCCUCUUUCUGUCUAAAGUGUAUUUGGCAUCUCACUGAAUUGUACCGUCUCUUAUCUGCUCCAACUAUGUCACUGGAACCAUAGAUUCUUUUGGAGGUGAAGAUUACUAAAGGCAGAGACUUAAGAAUAUAAAACAGAAAAAAAAAAAAAAAAAAAAAAAAAAAAAAAAAAACUAAAAGCAGCUUCAGAGUUUGUGGUUUACUUCUGUGUUUGUUUUAUUAAAUGCACUUGCCUACUAUACUGUUUCUUCAGUGUAAGAUGAUGACAACAAUAAUAUCGAUUAUUCAAUAUUGUGCAUGCUGGUGAUGUAUUUAUAUACAGUAGCUUGACUUUAUUAACUUAUACUGUGGGUGUUAAGUAUUCAUAUGAUUGAGAAAACAGGCUUUGUCUGAUGUUAAUUUCUAAUUUCUAAUUUAUUUUUCGUUUUGUUAUGGUUUUGAUUUGCUAUACCAAAAUGGUGAUCGUAAAAAUUGACCUGUAAUGGGCGUUGCUAUAGUGACAUGCAAUAUGUGUAUUUAAUUUGUUAAUGAAAGAAAAAAAAAGGAAGAUAAAAACCCACCAGUGAUCACUUAAUCUUACCAGCUGGUGUUCGUCACAUUGAAGUAUGAUUAUGAUAUAUUUUGUUCUUUGAACAGUAUUUAAGUACAUUUUCUGUCAUGCUAUCCAGUUUUAAUAAUGGUGAAGUUUUCAGAAUCAAUGUUUCUGUUAUGAAUUCACAACAUGGACCAUAUUUUAUUUCUGACAGUAUACAUUUUUUUGUUUGUUUGUUUUUAUACCUUUUAGCUGUUCCUGAGUGACAAAAUAUCUUGAAUGUGAGUCAUUAUGUAGCAGUUGCACAAGAACCUAAAUAAUAGCUAUGAUAAUAAAAAAGAAUAUGACUAAAUUAUAAAUGCACCAUUUUCGUGGUGGUCUAGUGUAUUGUUGUAUUGUCACCCAUAAGUAAAUUUGCUUUUAAAGACACCCAUUUCAUAGAAAAUGUUUUAACCCUUUGUUUUGUGCCCUAAGUACAAUAUGUGCUUUAAUUUUUUUGUGCCUGUACCAUUAUUUUAAAAUGCCUCAUUUGCAAGUUAACUUUUAUGAAAGUCUGCCAGUAUUUAAGUUCCUGCAAGCAUGUGUGCAAGAUGUAAUAUUUGCCCCGUCAAUGGUUCCUCACUUUUAAAUGUGUGGGUACUUCUCUCUCUGUACAGCACAUAGAUAUGAAUAUUCAACACCAAUGCACAAAUGGAGUCACAGGUGGAUCAUAGGCAAUUCAAUAGAAUUGGUUAUCAAUUAGCAAAUGUGAGAAUUCACACCUUCAGAACAAACCUUAGACACUAGGAAGCUGCUUAGGAGCACAGGAAGCUGCUGAAAGGAUUUAUCUUCAUUAUGCUGCUAGUUCUAGAGAUUAUUAGAUUAAUAUAUGAUACAGAUGGCAGUCUUGGGACAUUAUUUUUCUCGAAAAUGUAAUCGAUGGCAGUUUUGGGGGGACAUUAUUUUUCUUUCAAAUGUGAUGGCUCAAGAGAGAAACCAGAAGCCUUAAGGUCAGUCACGUAACCUUGUUCAUGCAAACCUUAUGCCAAUUAUGUCAACAUUAUGAGUCAGCCUCCGUAAGCUCACACUGUAUGUCACAGUUGCUUGAUUUAUUUUUAACAGUAGAGAGUUGAUGGCCUUGAAGGCUCACCAGAGUAAUAGUGUGCAAAACCUAACGCCGUUCAGCCCAUGUCGCAACUGCUCAAAAUCCACACGGCUCAUAAAAAUGAUAAUGGAGUCGAUUCCUAGACUGGAAUUUCUAAGUUAUGUGUUUUGAGGGGUGGAAGCUCAGAAAGUUUCUCUCCUUGUUUUUCACAUGUUUUUGAAUACCAUGUCAGGAGCAUUUCAUUCAUUGACAAGAAUACAUGCAUUGUGUUCCUUGUUAAAUUAUUAAUUUGUGUUUUUCCUCUCUGGUUUUCUUCUUUUGGUAUUUUAAGUUUUCAUUCUGUUUGAUGUUGAUCCUUGUUUCUAUGACAUUAAAACGUAGAUUUGAAGGGAAAUAGAAAAAAAAAGAACCUAUUGAAUGAAUAAUCAGUAAUUAAAUUAAUCCACAAUACCAAGUUUAAACAACAGAAUUUUUCAUCUAAAGCAUUUUACUUUGAAGAGCUGACCUACAGUACUGGAAAAUAGCAAGACACUAUCAUGUAAGGGGGAGGGGGGGGGCAGUAGUUGAAAAUGGGAUGCAUACUGUAUGCUCUGAGGAAUUUUGGUUGCCAUCUGUUGCCCAUUAAAGUUAUUUGUUUAUCGGUA